AUGAAGGAGUAUGAAGAACUUCAGCACAUGGAACAAAUAACUGAACCUGAAGCCAACUCAUCCAUCAACUACUUCAUUCCACAUCAUGCUGUGAUAAAGGAAACUUCCAGCACAACUAAGGUCAGAGUUGUCUUUGAUGCCUCCUGUAAAACUACUUCGGGCAUUUCCUUAAACGACAUUUCAAUAGUGGGACCAACAGUGCAAUCAUCAUUGAUGAACAAAGUUUUGCGAUUCAGAUCACACACUUUUGUAAUAACAGCUGACAUCGAGAAAAUGUACAGGCAAAUCAACAUCAAACCAGAACAACAUAACCUUCAGCUCAUAUUAUGGCGUAACAAUCCAAAUGAGAACAUCAAAAUAUUCCAAUUGAAAACCGUCACAUAUGGCACAGCUAGUGCCCCAUACCUGGCAACUCGAACCUUGAACCAAUUAGCUAUUGAUGAGAGAGAGAAAUUUGCAAAGGCAGCACAGAUUGUGCAAACGGAUUUUUAUGUGGACGAUGUCAUGACUGGUGCAUCAUCAUUUCAAGAAGCUCAACAAAUUGUUCAUGAUCUAAGAAAUUUAACUCAACUUGGUGGAUUUCAUUUAAGAAAAUGGUGUAGUAAUCACCCACAAUUACUCAAGGACAUUCCUGCUGCUGAUAUUGAACAAUCUGUCUGUAAUAUAGACCAAGAGCAAAGUGUCAAGACUCUAGGCCUUAUAUGGAAUCCAAAUAAAGACAUAUUUCAAUUUUCAUUCAACAAUCAACAACAUCAUCAUAAUCUUACCAAGAGAACAAUUCUAUCAGCAAUAGGUCAAAUCUUUGAUCCGUUAGGUCUCAUAGGACCUGUGAUAGUACUAGCAAAAUUACUUAUGCAGAAACUGUGGAUUUGCAAAAUCGGGUGGGAUGACACUCUACCAGAUGAAAUUACCAAAGAAUGGAUGGCUUAUAAGAAUGGAUUACACCUGUUAGCCAAACUGGAGAUUCCCAGAUGUGUCAUUAGCUCAUCACCAGAGACCAAAUAUGAAAUCCACGGAUUUUCUGAUGCAUCUGAGGUCGCAUAUGGAGCAUGUGUCUAUCUAUGCAGCAUCAACCCUUCACAAAAUGCAACUGCUUAG
Messenger RNA from Nilaparvata lugens (brown planthopper), 1098 nucleotides. RefSeq lists its product as uncharacterized. The transcript has a single exon. The record is from RefSeq and is a predicted model, not a curated record. The coding region runs from base 1 to 1098 and encodes 365 amino acids. Lineage: Eukaryota; Metazoa; Arthropoda; Insecta; Hemiptera; Delphacidae.